This is a messenger RNA of Bombina bombina (fire-bellied toad), 1692 nucleotides long. RefSeq names its product sex hormone binding globulin (gene SHBG). Lineage: Eukaryota; Metazoa; Chordata; Amphibia; Anura; Bombinatoridae. Gene Ontology annotation, molecular function: steroid binding. The record is from RefSeq and is a predicted model, not a curated record. Bases 212 to 1408 code for a protein of 398 amino acids. The transcript has 8 exons.
GCACUCACUGUGAUAUGGUCUCUCCCUCUGACCAUCUGGUUAAAGACAUUUUUUUAUUUUUCUCUGGAGCUCUAUGAUUUGCUGGUUAUUUAGAGAACAAGGGGAUUUUACAUAUAUGUUUUGACUCUAUGUGGGUGAGGUCUAGCAGUUUGUAUAUUGAAAAAGCUCUGUGUAAUACACCACAGUCCCGAGACAGCAUUGAUAUUAGACAAUGAAGAAUUGUCACAUAUUACUUUUCAUCUGGAUCUUUAGCCUCAGAGAUGGCAGAGCAGAGGAACCGAGCUGCUACGGGGGAUUCUUGGACCCAGAACAACACAUUAACAUCGGCCAGAAAUGGGGCCUAGGUCUCCCAGCAAGAACUGUUCACAUAGAUAUGACCAAAGUGACCAGCUCAUCAUCCUGCUUUGAAGUGCGCACCUUUGAUCCUGAGGGGGUGCUUAUUUUUGGAGACACCAGAAAUGGACAAGACUGGUUUCUAUUAGGACUAAGAGAUGGCCGCCCUGAAAUACAGAUAUGUAACCAGAUAGCAAAGUUGAGCGUUGCUGGGGGGCCAAAAAUAAAUGACGGAGAAUGGCAUAAGAUUCUAGUUCGCAGCGAUGAGCAUCGUAUUGUCCUUGAAGUUGAUGACCAGGAGACCCUCAGGAUUGGUCAUGUGACAGAGGUCGUCUCUCAGAGCCUGGACACUACUAUGAGAAUAGCCGUGGGGGGGAUCCUUACUAAUCACACCUACCUGAUGGAACCGUUAGUGACACCCUUGGAUGGCUGCCUGAGGAACUGGGUCUGGCUCAGUCUCACACCAGAAUGGCUCCAUGAUCCUGCCUCACUUAACCCACCAAAACGAUGUUUCAGUUCACACCGCAGAGGGAGUUACUUCCCUGGCACAGGAAAAGCAGUCUACAAAACCACAGAUAUCAUUCCGGUCUCACAAGACAGCCAGUGGUAUCUCUCUGUACAAAUACAACUUCAUUCAGAGACCAACUCAUUCUCACUUCUGAGUAUCUCACAUCCCAACGGUGAUCUUGUGUUGUCACUAAAAGGGGAACAUAAGAAUUUAAUACUAGAGCUGGGAAACACCACAGUGCUAUCAUUGUCUCUCCCUGAACUUGAAGGUUGUGAGGGGGCUCUGCUUCUUCUUGAGGUGACCCAAACUUCUAUCACUCUUCAAUAUGGGGGAAAAGAGGAGCAGAAGCCUCUAACUGAGGAGGAAUAUGUGGCCCUGAGGGAUGCCUGGCAGUCAGGGGGAUAUUUGUAUCUCGGAGGUGGACCAGAAGAGUCAACACAAUACUUUCAUGGGUGUCUACGGAAUAUUAUCUUCCAGGGAACAAACUUGGAUCUGGACUCUGCUCUGUACAAGAGUGACAGCAUUUGGUCACACAGCUGUCCCAAACCUGACAAGGACAUUAUAUAAUUGUGUGAUGCCUUCUAUGUCUGAUUUACUUCUUUUCCAGUGAUGAAACCACUCCUAUAUGAUAAUAAGGGCUCUUCAGACAGACAGAACCUCCCAUUUCUAUAGAGCAAAAUUACUAACGUAUGAGUGAUAUUUCCACAUUUCAGAGCAUUAGCUGUACAGAGUAACAUAAGUACUGCAGGGUUUUGACCCAGAGAAUCUUUAAUGAAUAUAGGACAUUCUCUUGUGUAUUUGUGUACCAGCUACAAUGUGCUAGAUCAAAAUAAAAAUGCCCUUACUUUGUG